UCCGACAUUUGUAUUAGAGUAGACAGCGCUUGCAUCAGCGUGCGUGGACGUUACUCACCGGCAAACUUGCCACUAAUAGUUGCUUAGUUGUGUUGUUUGAAAGUGAAUAUUUUUAGUUUUUAGCCAACGUAGCGGUUUAAGUACCAUCGACUAGAUGAAGCUGUUUGUAAGCGAAGGCAACCCGCACUGCCUGAAGGUGUUAUGUGCGCUAGAAGUGACUGGAGCUCAGUGUGACGUUCAGUUUGUCAACCAUGAAGAGAGAAUAGUGCCCUUCCUUAACCGUCCAACUUUACCUGCCCUGCUCCUGCCCAGUGGACUGUACCUGUUUAGUUCCAAUGCCAUCUGCCGAUACAUGUUUGAACUAAAUGGACAAGAAUCCAGUGAACUGUGCAAUCAGUGGCUUGAAUGGGAAGCCACAGAUCUUCAGCCUGCUCUGCUACAGGCUCUUCACAUGGCAGUGGUGCAAGGAAAAGGAUCAGAGGUGUCAAAGGUCCUUCAGGGCCCCCUGAACGUCUUGGACCAAAGCUUGAGCAAAGGAAAUACACCAUAUUUAACAGGGGAAGCUGUUUCAGUUGCUGAUAUUGUUCUGUGCACGGCGCUGUAUCCAGUUUUGUCUGAGUCGUCAUUAGCACUGGGUGAGGGGAGGUCUGUGAAGGCCUGGUUUGACCGCGUAGCUGCUAUGCACAGUUGCCAGUCUGCUGCUCGAAAAGUGCUGCAAGGCAAAGGCCUGCAAGGCAUGAAGAGCUACAUGCAAAGGCAGCCUGCCCCUCACAGCAGCCAGUGCAGGGAAACGCAGCCAUGCAACAGCAGCCCUGCUGAGUGUGAUGAGGGGGAGCGAAUGGUUUCAGAAGAGGAGAUGGAGGCAGCUGUUCAGACUUGGAAUAAAGGUUUGAAUCCUGGCCCACUGGCUGCAGGCAGAAAACACCCCAUUUUGCCACAGGACGGCAAGCGAAACAUCCUGCUGACCAGUGCCUUGCCUUACGUCAACAAUGUUCCGCACCUGGGUAACAUCAUUGGUUGUGUCCUGAGUGCUGACGUCUUCUCCAGGUACGGACGUUUGCGAGGCUGGAACUUGCUCUUUGUGUGUGGGACUGACGAGUACGGCACAGCCACUGAGAACAAGGCCAGAGAGGAGGGUCUGACGCCGCAGCAGAUCUGCGACAAGUACCACGCCAUUCACUCCAGCAUCUACAAAUGGUUCCAGGUUGACUUCGACUUUUUUGGCAGAACCACCACAGAGAAACAGACAGAGAUAGCCCAGGAUAUUUUCUGGAGACUCCACAAGAAUGAGUUCCUAGUAGAAGACACGGUGGAACAGCUGCGUUGUGAGAAGUGUCAGCGCUUCCUGGCUGACCGCUUCGUAGAAGGCACCUGUCCUCACUGCAGCUAUCCUGAAGCUCGUGGUGAUCAGUGUGACAAGUGUGGGCGGCUCAUCAACGCUGUGGAGCUCAGGGAACCUCAGUGUAAAGUCUGCAGAAAGACUCCGGUCAUCCGCUCCUCCAAGCAUCUGUUUCUGGACCUGCCUAAGCUUGAAUCUCAGUUAGAGCAGUGGCUGGAGAAGUCGACCAGCACAGGGGACUGGACAGCAAACGCCAAGCAGAUCACUCGCUCAUGGCUGCGAGAUGGGCUCAAACCUCGCUGCAUCACAAGAGACCUGCAGUGGGGAACGCCUGUACCUCAUCCCGAUUUUAAAGAAAAGGUGUUCUACGUGUGGUUCGAUGCCCCUAUUGGUUACCUGUCUAUUACUGCAAACUAUACGGAUAAAUGGGAGAAGUGGUGGAAGAAUCCUCAGCAGGUGGAGCUGUACAACUUCAUGGCCAAAGACAAUGUGCCCUUCCACAGUGUUGUGUUCCCCUGCUCUCUACUGGGAGCCCAGGACAACUACACUCUGGUCAGCCACCUUGUUGCCACUGAAUAUCUGAAUUAUGAGGACACCAAGUUCUCCAAGAGCCGUGGUGUGGGUGUGUUUGGAGACAUGGCCAAGGACACGGGCAUCCCAUCUGAUGUGUGGCGGUUCUACCUGCUGUAUGUGCGGCCAGAAGGACAGGAUUCAGCCUUCUCCUGGGCUGACAUGGCGUUGAAGAACAACUCGGAGCUGCUCAACAACUUGGGCAACUUUAUCAACAGAGCUGGCAUGUUUGUCACUAAGUUUUUUGACGGCUGUGUGCCUGUGAUGGAGCUACAGCAGGAAGAUAAGAAGCUGCUGGCACUGGUGGGCUGGGAGCUGCAGCAGUACAUCCAGCUCAUGGACAAAGUCAAAAUCCGUGACGCUCUAAAGCACAUCCUAAACAUCUCUCGCCACGGCAACCAGUACAUUCAAGUCAAUGAGCCCUGGAAGAAAAUUAAAGGUGACGAAACCGAAAGGCAGCGUGCGGGCACGGUGACUGGUGUGUCUGUGAACAUCGCCUGCUUGUUGUCAGUGAUGCUGUUUCCAUACAUGCCAACAGUCAGCCAAACCAUCAGGGAUCAACUCAACGCGCCGCAGUCUUGCGUCAUUACCAUGUUACAAGGGACGAGCGGCGCCUUUGUUAGUGCCCUUAAAGCUGGCCACCGCAUCGGCACUGUCAGUCCAUUGUUCCAGAAACUGGAGGUUGACCAGAUUGAAGCUUUGAAGAAGAGAUUUGGUGGACAGCAGCCCGAAGAUGAACCACCUAAGGAAAAGACAACGGCUCAGAGAGCUGCCAGCACUCAGCCGGCCGCCGUGCCAGCUCCUGCGGCGGCGCCGGUGAAUGGAGUGGACCCAGAGAAAGCCGGGCAGCUCACCCAGGCCGUGGCCGAACAGGGGGAGAAGGUGCGAGCACUCAAAGCUCAGAAGGCAGAAAAGGCGGUGAUCACAGCAGAAGUGGCCAAACUCUUGGACCUUAAGAAACAGCUGGCUCUGGCUGAGGGGAAAGGCACUGAGCCUGCACCACAGAAGGGCAAGAAGAAGUGAGGAGGAAAACGGGAAAGCCUAAAUGUUGGAGGUUAGUCAGAGGAAGGAACAGCUAGCAUGGUUUGAGGUAUGGUAGUGAAGAAUGGGAACAAGAUGCACACUAAAAGAGAGAUGAGGGUAUUAGCUUAAGGCAAAGCCGUGACAGGAUCUAAGACAAUGUGGUAUUGGCACCGAGGACUAAUGAAAUGCUGGAUAGGCCGACGGGGAAAUGAAAACACACAAAGAGAGAGUCAAAUGAAUACAGCUACAGAAUGGAAGGAUUUUUCCAAAUCCCUACACCAAAAGAAACUGAUUUUAUACUCAUCCUGUGAUGAAGUCAGCAUACGAUAUUAGCAUGAGAAGGUGUGUUGAGCACUGAAAGUUUUUUUUUUUUUUUUCCAAAAUAUAUUUUCCUCUGGAAAAUAGAUUUUUCUACGUGCUACGAAUGGCCUUUUCCCAAUCAGGAAAUUUGAGUUGUGUUAAAAAUGUUACAACUUUCUUUCUCAAGAACCUCUAAUUUACAGUUUACUACAAAUGCAAUCAUUUAUACACAAGUCAUUAAAAAUCCAAACCAAUAAAGAUUACAUGACGCAGAAAUUUCCAUAUUUUUCUUUUAUUGCAAAUUUGGGAAUACAAUGAAGGAUAAAAUAAAUGUUAUGGUAAAAUACAUGUAUUUGAUGCCAUCAAUAAUAAAAGCCAUGCAUAUUUUUUACACAAUUAAUAAUUUGACGACAAGGAGAAAAUAAAAGCUGAUAUGGUGGCAAAUUACAGUACAAGCCAUUACAGUACAAUUGUAUAUUUUACAGCAUUAUAUAAAAAUAGUAAAGCUGGGCAGAAUGUGUAAUAAUUCUACCACAAAUUCCUGCAUUGUUAGAAAAAGGUCAGCUUAUUAAGUAUAGCCGUUCUAUUUGUUUUAUUGUGAUACACAUACACACACAAGCCGUAGGUUAUUUAAAAAAAAAAGAAGUAGGAAAGGGAAUGAUUUAUCUACCAAAACAGGAUCAUUCUCUCAUACUCACACUGGG
This is a messenger RNA of Betta splendens (Siamese fighting fish), 3936 nucleotides long. RefSeq names its product methionyl-tRNA synthetase 1 (gene mars1). Gene Ontology annotation, biological process: methionyl-tRNA aminoacylation. Gene Ontology annotation, molecular function: methionine-tRNA ligase activity; ATP binding. NCBI's taxonomy places the organism in Eukaryota, Metazoa, Chordata, Actinopteri, Anabantiformes, Osphronemidae. Gene Ontology annotation, cellular component: aminoacyl-tRNA synthetase multienzyme complex; cytosol. Bases 155 to 2932 code for a protein of 925 amino acids. The transcript has 22 exons. The record is from RefSeq and is a predicted model, not a curated record.